Capsicum annuum is the source of this 1345-nucleotide messenger RNA. Its product is annotated as ethylene-response factor C3. Gene Ontology annotation, molecular function: DNA-binding transcription factor activity; DNA binding. Gene Ontology annotation, biological process: regulation of DNA-templated transcription; ethylene-activated signaling pathway. Bases 245 to 955 code for a protein of 236 amino acids. The transcript has a single exon. The record is from RefSeq and is a predicted model, not a curated record. NCBI's taxonomy places the organism in Eukaryota, Viridiplantae, Streptophyta, Magnoliopsida, Solanales, Solanaceae.
CAUAUUCAGCGAUGAAUUAACAAUGCGUUGCAAGAAAUAUGUUAGUUAAUUACAAGCUAUUUAGCUACGGAUUACCGAUUCCAAGCUUAAUUAGUUAGUGUAAGGUUUUUUUUUUUAUUGGGGUGGUCCAAACCACUUUUGUUCUUUCCUCAUCCAAUAAUGGGGUCUUUUUAUAUAAAUAGGACAAGCUACUCAUCAACUUUGAGACUCUCUUUACAACCAAACAAACACCAAAAACUAAAAAAUGUCGGGCAACUCAUCAAGCCCACUAGAGAUUGACACUUCAUUUUCACAAUCCAACUUCUUCUUCUUCCAAGAACAAUCACCAACAACACCAUGGAGUAGUAAUAAUGAUCUUUUCUUCAAUGAUCCAUUUGUUGAUGAUGAUCAAUAUUCACCAAUAAUUAUACCAUGUCACUAUGAAAAAGAUCAUCAUCAUGAUCAAGAUUUAGUUGUAGAAUCCUCAAACACUACAAUUACAUCAAAGGUAAGUAGCCAAAAUAGUCACCAUGAUCAAGAAGAGGUAACAUCCCAAGAGAAAAAACAAGAAGAUGAGCAAGAAGAAAAACAUUAUAUUGGAGUUCGAAAAAGACCAUGGGGUAAAUAUGCAGCAGAAAUUAGGGAUUCAACUCGUAACGGAAUUAGGGUUUGGCUAGGAACAUUUGAUACUGCUGAAGAAGCUGCUUUAGCUUAUGAUCAAGCUGCAUUAUCAAUGAGGGGUCCUUGGUCUCUACUCAAUUUUCCAAUUGAAAAAGUGAAAAAAUCACUUGAAAAAAUUGAGUAUUCUUGUAAAGAUGGAUUAUCUCCAGCUGCUGUUCUAAAAGCUACUCAUAAAACAAGAAGAGUAAAGCACAAGAGGAAAAGUAGAAAGAAGAAGAACAAUUUAGAAAAUGUUCUUGUUUUUGAGGACUUGGGAGUUGAGUUAUUAGAAGAGCUUCUAAUGACUCCAUCAUAGAAUUAAUUAUAUUGUCGUGUCAAAGUAUGAGUUAAGUUGUUGAGACCUUGUGGUUUCAUCCUUCCUCGGACCUCGCGUAUUAGGGGAGUUUUUGUGCUCCGAACUUCCCUUAGUUAUACAAAACACUGAAAGAAAGACGAUCAGGAUCACAUAAUGUACAAGUUUGUAAAACUGGCUCUCUUUUUUCUUUUUUUAUUUGAAGUCUUUAUUCUGUUUUUUUUUUUUUGUUUCUUUUAAGAAUUUAGAGUUUAGUUUCCAGAGGAGCUUUUAACGAAGGUGAAAAUAAUGUUUCAGACUUGUUCGUACAUAUAAAUUUGUCCUUUUAUUUGAAUUUUAUGACUUUCUUUGCUGUUGUUAUUAAUAAAUAAAAUAACAUACUGCUCACCAGGA